UGUAAAUUAUUAGCAAUAAUUAUAUUUUAUAGUUCUUAUGCAGUAUUGGUGUGUAUUUAAUUACUAAAACAUCUAAAUCUUAAAUUAAGAUGGAUCCAGUGCAUUUUUGGAGGAAUGUUGGAUUUCAAAUUAUUUCAAUAUUUGUUAUUAUGGUAUUUGGAGUGAUAGGUUAGAUUUCCUAUUUUUCCAGUAUUUCACUUACAGUUUUGUAUUUAAUUUUAGUUUCUUUGGUCUACUAUUAAGAAAGAGAUAAAAUACUAAAAAGUAGAAAAGAUAACAUGGGAGAAAGAGUUUAGACUGUUAAUGAAGCUAAAUAUGAUUUAGAAAUUGCAUAGAAAUUUGAUGAUAUGAAACUAGUAUAUUUUUGGGAUAAAAAGUCAGAAAUGGAAUAAGCAGCAAAACCAGUAAAAUGGUCAACUCCUUUGAUAAGAUUAAAUUAUGUUUCAGGAGAUACAAGAGUUAAAAUGUUAGCUAAAAAAUUUAGAUCAGCAGUAUAAUUAACAAUGGCAAACAUGGAAACUUAAAAAUAGAAAUGGGAAAGAUUAUCAUUUCAUGAAAAAGUCAGGGCUAUUAUUAUAUAUCCUUUAUAGAUGAUAUUGAAAUUUACUCUACCAAAACCUUAAGAAGAUCAAUUUGAUAAAAAUUAAGCUAUAAGUAAUUCUAAUAUUAAUUAUAUUAGUUUUCCCAAUACCUGGAUCUGCUUUCUUUGUUUCUGUAGUAUUUAGUUUUCCUCCAUGGUGGGUAUAUUUUUUAGCUUUAAUGUUUGGAUUUGGUAUAUCUAUUUUUAUUAAUACAACCACUCCUUCUUAAAGAACUCCUCCAUAAUACUUUUUCUAUAUACAAUUAUAUUGUAUUUUAGGUUCUUUAGUAUGGAUAUUCUUUUUAUCUGGAUUACUAAUAGACUUCUUAUAAUUUUGGGCCAUCAUUACAGAAUUAAAUAAGACAUUCUUGGGAUUUAGUUUAAUUGCGAUGGGAAAUGUACUACCUGAUUGUAUUACUUUAAUUUCUUUAGCAGAAGAAGGUUAUGGUAAUAAAUAACCAUAUUUAUAGCAAUCAUGGCUCUUAAUGGAAUUUAUUGUAAUUCAUUUUACUAAUACUCUAGUUGGACAAAUGUUUACUAAUUUAAUUGGCUUUAGCGUUGCAUUUCUUAAAUAAAAUUUUGUCAACUCUGGCCCUAUUAAGUUCAAUCUAUUCAGUAUUAUAGAUAUUGAAUAAAAUGCAUUUAAAUUAAUGGUCAUUUUAGCUGCUUUCCUUAAUCUCUUAUUCACAUUAAUUAUGGUUAUACGUAAUCAUUAUAUAAUUAGCAAAUUCAUUGCUAAAUUACUAAGUAUAUUUUAUAGCAUUUUUUUUAUCUUAUCAUCUUCAUCUGCAUUUUAUCAUGCAUGGGUAAAAAAAUGA
Messenger RNA from Paramecium sonneborni, 1398 nucleotides. Lineage: Eukaryota; Ciliophora; Oligohymenophorea; Peniculida; Parameciidae. The record is from the annotation of a GenBank genome assembly.